CUAAGCACCCUGCUUAUCUCCGUUACGUUUCGUGAAGUUGCUUCUGGGGAACUUGUGAUGCCGGAAUAUGAAAGGGAUGAGAACAACCAUGUGAUUAUCCAGGUUGGCGAGCAAUAUUGUCGUCAUCCAGGGUGCACUGCCAGCGAGCAUCCUUACCUGACUGGAAACUUGCGGAAGCAUGUUGGCCGUCACAGUGAAGACCUGAAAGUUGCCGAGCGUGUCUUGGGUCGGAUUAGUUACAUUGAACAGGAGAAAGUUCGAGCCCCGUCAACCACUCCUUCGGUCAUCAAUCGCAACACCGGUCGCAAUAGCAAUCGCAAUGUCAAUACCAAGACGGUCCCAAAUGCCUGA
Messenger RNA from Penicillium mononematosum, 351 nucleotides. RefSeq lists its product as uncharacterized. The annotation marks the transcript as partial. The record is from RefSeq and is a predicted model, not a curated record. Lineage: Eukaryota; Fungi; Ascomycota; Eurotiomycetes; Eurotiales; Aspergillaceae. The transcript is spliced from 4 exons.